GGCUUGCCUGCGCCUGCGCCAGUUCCUCCAGUCCGACAGGGGGCGAUGACCAGGUCCGUACGCCGCUCCGCAGCAGCCGCUUAACCCGGAAGUGGUCGCGUUUUUAUUGGUGCUGCGACUUCGAGUCUGGACGCGCCUGCGGCGUUAGGAUGAACGCCCCUCCGGCCUUCGAGUCGUUCUUGCUCUUCGAGGGUGAGAAAAAGAUCACCAUUAACAAGGACACCAAGGUACCCAAUGCCUGUUUGUUCACCAUCAACAAAGAAGACCACACUUUGGGAAACAUCAUCAAGUCACAGCUCCUCAAAGACCCGCAGGUGCUGUUUGCUGGCUACAAAGUCCCCCACCCCUUAGAGCACAAGAUCAUCAUCCGCGUACAGACCACCCCGGACUACAGCCCGCAGGAGGCCUUCACCAAUGCCAUCACCGACCUCAUCAGUGAGCUCUCCCUGCUGGAGGAGCGCUUCCGGGUGGCCAUCAAAGACAAGCAGGAAGGGAUCGAAUAACCACUGGAAGGAGUUGUGCCCAUCUGCCCUGGACUCUUCUUGGGCAUCACGUGGAGGACAGCGGCCAGUCCGACACUGACGUGUCCUGUAUAUAGACUGUUUUGUCUUCCUCAUACAGCCAGUGAAUUGUCAGGCUUGAUAAAAGGCAGGUGAGCUGUGUGGCAGACACCCCAGGGCCAGAUGGGGACUGCUGGUCUUGGGCAGAAGGGAGGGAGGGAAACCUGUGCAAGACCAUAGAUCUCUGUUCUAGAAGCCUUAGCUGCCUGGCUGAUCUGAUAGGAACCCAGGAUGAGGCUCAUGUAAUGUAAUGUGCACAGCAGAAAAUUUAAUAAAAAUACUCACUUUAAAAAAGACCACCACCAUUAACCCUGAGCU
Castor canadensis (American beaver) is the source of this 878-nucleotide messenger RNA. RefSeq names its product RNA polymerase II subunit J (gene Polr2j). Gene Ontology annotation, molecular function: protein dimerization activity; DNA binding. The record is from RefSeq and is a predicted model, not a curated record. Lineage: Eukaryota; Metazoa; Chordata; Mammalia; Rodentia; Castoridae. Gene Ontology annotation, cellular component: RNA polymerase II, core complex. Gene Ontology annotation, biological process: transcription by RNA polymerase II.